This is a messenger RNA of Oryza sativa Japonica Group (Japanese rice), 1110 nucleotides long. RefSeq lists its product as uncharacterized. The record is from RefSeq and is a predicted model, not a curated record. NCBI's taxonomy places the organism in Eukaryota, Viridiplantae, Streptophyta, Magnoliopsida, Poales, Poaceae.
UCACUCCUCUCCCCUUCACUUCCCCUCAUCCUUCCCUCUCAUCUCCUACCGCCACAACGUACGCCUAGCUAUUCGGCUCCAAGCGUGGUGGUCUCACCGCCUCACCUGAGGUGAGGUGAUUCCACCCGCCGCCGCCGGCAGCCAUGCUUCCAAGAAGCCAGAGCAUCUUCCACCUCGGCGAGGAGGGUGGCGUCGUCCACUGCCACCGCGGCGGUAACCACCUCGUCGCGGCGUCCAUGGGGAUGGGCGGCGCCGGUGGACACUACGGCUCCGGCACGCGCGGCGGCGGCCGCCGCGCGCGCGAGCGCGAGCGCCUCGUCGUCGGGCUCCAGAUCAUCGUGCACAGCCAGCACCACCACGGCCGGCACGCGCACGCGCACGCGGCGAGCGUAGUGCUCAAGCAGAUGGUCCGGCCGCGCGCCGCUGCCGCCGCCGCCGCAGGGCGCCACGGCGCCGUCUCGUGCAGCUUCCUCAAGGCCUGCUCCCUGUGCCGGCGUGAGCUCAGCCCUACCAAGGAUGUCUACAUGUAUAGAGGUGACCAAGGGUUCUGCAGCGAGGAGUGCCGGUGGCAGCAGAUCGCCGUCGACGAGGCGCGGGAGCGGGAGGCGGUGGCGGCCGCGGGCCGGCCGGAGCGGCGAGGUCUGGCUCGCCACCACAGCCCUCACCGUGCGGCGGCGCCCGUCCGUGGCAGGCCAAGGAAGACACUAGCCGUAGCCUAGAGUUAUUACUAUGUAGUGUUAAAGUACUUACUGAGAAGAGGAGCACGUACUACUACUGUUCAUGGAGAACUUUGAGAGGAAGUUAUUAGCCAGGUAUGUCAAUAACAGAAGGACUUUGCAUAUGUGUAUGCAUGCAUAAGAAGAAGAAGAUGUGAUAAGAGAGUUAAUUUGAGUGGUAAUGAAGAGAGGUUAAUCAUGGAGUAGUAGAAAGGGGUUGAUCAGAAUAUUGGGUCAGUAUUUUUUGUUUCUAUUUUUUGCGUGUUGUAAUCCUAGAAGGGAUAUGCAACUUGUUGUUAGAUCUGUGUGUUUGUUUGUUAUACACGUACGAUCCGAUAUGGUUGAUUAAUUAUAUUCUGGAAGGUUGCAUGCAAGAAAGUUAAGUGGAGAACAA